This is a messenger RNA of Cutaneotrichosporon cavernicola, 1194 nucleotides long. RefSeq lists its product as uncharacterized. The transcript is spliced from 4 exons. Gene Ontology annotation, molecular function: diacylglycerol O-acyltransferase activity. The record is from RefSeq and is a predicted model, not a curated record. Gene Ontology annotation, biological process: triglyceride biosynthetic process. Gene Ontology annotation, cellular component: endoplasmic reticulum membrane. Bases 1 to 1194 code for a protein of 397 amino acids. Lineage: Eukaryota; Fungi; Basidiomycota; Tremellomycetes; Trichosporonales; Trichosporonaceae.
AUGUCAAAGCUCAUCGACCCCAUCGCCUCAGUCGAGGACGACACAAAAUCGCCGGUCAGCGUACCCUCGUCUCCCAAGGACAGCCCGCGCACGCCGAUUGUUGCCCUCAAGCACAAGCAUGAGGACAAGCCUCUGAGCAGAUCCUCUAGCCUCCUCGACAUGCUCCACCUCAAGGACGUGCACAUUCCCACCCCUCCAGCUGUCAAAUUCGCACCGCUCAAUGUGCCCCGGCACCGGCGACUGCAGACGGCUGUAGUCGCGACCUGGGCAUUCAUGAUCCCCAUCUGCCUGACGGUGUUCUACGGGAGUUUGAUCUUCUCCAAGUGGCUGCGACCCCUCGCAGUUGCGUACGCCAUCUGGUUCGUCCUGUUUGACCGCGCGUGGGUCCACCGCGGUGGACGGAGGCAGGAGUGGAUCCGCCGCUCCGCGUUCUGGAAGAACUUUGCUGCCUACUAUCCCAUCACAACGGUCAAGGAGGCCGAUCUCCCUGCAGACGGCAAAUACGUCUUCGGGUACCACCCUCACGGCAUCAUCAGCAUGGGUGCUGCGUGCACGUUUGCAACCGAAUCGACGGGCUUCUCGGAGUUGUUCCCCGGCGUCGUCUGCCAUCUCCUUACGCUUGACGCCAACUUCUGGAUCCCAUUCUACCGCGACAUCCUCAUGGGCAUGGGCCUCUCGUCCGUCAGCAAGCGCAGCUGCCGCUCGAUCCUCAAGAUGGGCCGCAGCAUCUGCAUUGUCAUCGGUGGCGCUUCCGAGUCACUCUACGCAUACCCUGGCACAAAUGACUUAACGCUCAAGAAGCGCCUUGGCUUCAUCAAGAUUGCGAUCCGCGAGGGCGCCAGCCUCGUGCCCGUGUACGGCUUUGGCGAGAACGACAUCUACGAGCUCCUGCCAAACGAGAAGGGCACAAUGACGUACCGUUUCCAGAAGUGGUUCCAGAGCACGUUUGGCUUCACGGUUCCCUUGUUCCACGGCCGCAGUGUGUUCACGUACAAUUACGGGCUGAUGCCCUACCGCCGGCCAGUGACAGUCGUCGUCGGCUCGCCCAUCGCCGUCAAGCAGAUUGACAAGCCGACCGACGAGGAGGUGCAAGCCGUGCACAAGGAGUACAUCGAGGCGCUGCAGGCCCUCUGGGACAAGUACAAGGACAAGUACGCCAAGGACCGCAAGAGCGAACUCAAGCUCGUCGACUAA